Messenger RNA from Magnolia sinica, 893 nucleotides. RefSeq names its product large ribosomal subunit protein uL24c. NCBI's taxonomy places the organism in Eukaryota, Viridiplantae, Streptophyta, Magnoliopsida, Magnoliales, Magnoliaceae. The transcript is spliced from 5 exons. The record is from RefSeq and is a predicted model, not a curated record. Gene Ontology annotation, biological process: translation. Gene Ontology annotation, cellular component: mitochondrion; ribosome. Gene Ontology annotation, molecular function: structural constituent of ribosome; RNA binding. The coding region runs from base 1 to 741 and encodes 246 amino acids.
AUGGCUGGGUUUGCAAAGUACGGUAUCUCUCUCUGGCUCUCUCGCCCACUACUCUCUCCGCGUGCAUUGCACGUGCUUUAUCUUCUAGUCUUCCGAAACGUGAUCUUCUCGUUCGCAAGGCUCUAUCUUUCCAAAGAGCAGUGGGAGAGAAAUACCAGACAAAAGCCGAACACGGCAGCGAUGGCUGCACUUCAAAGCUCCAUGGCUGCACUUUCUCUUUCCUCCAGUUCGUUCUUGGGCCAACGCCUCUCCCCCUCUCUCUAUCCUGCGCCUGUCAAGUUCACAGAUCAGCCAUGUCUGAUUGUAAUGAAGCUCAAGAGAUGGGAACGUAAAGAGUGUAAACCAAACGGCCUUCCUGUAAUCCAUAAGAUGCAUGUUAAGGUAGGAGACACGGUGAAAAUCAUCUCAGGCCGUGAGAAAGGUAAAAUUGGAGAGAUUACUCAGGUUUUCAAGCAUAACAGCACCGUGAUUAUAAAAGACAUGAACUUGAAGACAAAACACAUGAAGAGCCGAGGAGAGGAUCAGCCCGGUCAAAUUGUCAAGAUCGAAGCACCCAUUCACAGCUCAAAUGUGAUGCUGUACUCAAAAGAACAGGAAGUAGCAAGCCGGGUGGGCCACAAAUUCCUCGAGGACGGGACCAAGGUUCGUUACCUCCUGAAAACCGGCGAAAUAAUUGACAACAAGGAGAACUGGAAGAAGGUACCUGAAGAGGUGAAAGAAGCUGAGGCAGCAGCCGUUUGAUUUGGGUGAGACUGCCUUCAUGCAUGUAGUUUUUUUUCUUUGCCUGUAUUUUGCAUCACCGGCUCGUCCUUGCUAGUAACAGAUGUUGUAAUUUUGUUUGAAUCACAGCUCUCAUUUGAAGCAUUUCACAAGAAAACGCCUCUGUUUAGCUA